Messenger RNA from Dovyalis caffra, 2103 nucleotides. The record is from the annotation of a GenBank genome assembly. Lineage: Eukaryota; Viridiplantae; Streptophyta; Magnoliopsida; Malpighiales; Salicaceae.
AUGUCAAUACUAAACCUUGAAAAUUGCAAGAAAAGGAAAAGAUGGCCAAAACUCCACGAUUUCAGCACAUUUUGUGAACCGGAUUGCCCCAUUAGUCCUACUGGUCCGUUCCGCGACAACAUUCGGGUUUUUCUUCAGCAAUGUGCAGAACCUGAAGAUUAUAAAGUAGAGGGAAUGUCAAUUUGGUGUACUUUACUUGUUAUUGAAAGUAAAAACUUUGCAGUUCCACUUUACAUCAUUGAAGAAGAUGUUAAGAAGUCAGUUAGACCCUUUUGUGAUCAGUGCAGAUGCAACGGUUGGAGUCAUAAUUUUGUUUCCAGAAGAAAGUAUCAUAUAAUAAUACCUGUUGAUAGUGAGUGGAGUCAGAAAUUGGAGGAUGGUGUUUGUGAUCUCCAGACUCAUCUUUUGCAUGGGUUGAUUCACUGUAAUGGUUUUGGUCAUUUGCUAUGCAUAAACGGGAAAGAAGGGGGUUCCAAGUAUCUUUGUGGCAGGGAAAUCAUGGAUCUUUGGGAUCGCAUCUGCAGAAAUCUUCGAACUCGGAAAAUCACUGUUGAGGAUGUAUCAAAGAAGCGGUCCAUGGACCUUCGUGUUCUUUAUGGGGUUGCAUAUGGACAUCCAUGGUUUGGUAGAUGGGGGUACAAGUUUUGCCAUGGAAGCUUUGGUGUGACGGAGCUCAUAUAUAUCAGAGCAAUUGAAAUUCUAAGCGCUCUGGAACUUGAAAAGAUCAUUCAGGAUUUCAGUGACACAAGCCAAAGUAAAAGCAUGAAGCAGAUAAUUCAAUACUAUAGAGACUUGAGUCCAAUCCAGCUGAUCAAAUUCAAAGAUCUUCUUUGUUUCAUGCUUGCCCUCAAAUGCUGUCCCUGUGGACAGAAGAAACAAAGCGUGACUGCCACCGCCACUUCAAAGCCUCUUAUCAAUGUUGUAUUCGGGAAAAAGCCACUUGUAAAGGAGAAAUGCAUGAAGUACAGAAAUUUCAGUUCGUUGGUUGGUACAAUGGAUAGUAGAUGGCCUACGAGAAGACUACAAUAUGCAGCUGAUGUGAUUGUGGAUGCAUUGAAAGCAAAGAAGGAUGACAAACACUGUGAAGGAGGAAUGACAAGACAAGAUGUGAGAGAUGAAGCUAGGAUGCACAUUGGUGAUACUGGGUUGCUUGAUUAUGUUCUGAAAUCAAUGAACAAUGUGGUUGUUGGAAAGUAUGUUGUCCGUCGAGCAGUGAACCCAAAAACAAGGAUUCUGGAAUACUCGAUUGACGAGCUUGGCGAUGGGAUUAGUCCCGUUGAGGCUAAACCAGAAUCUGAAGCAGUUCCAGCACAGCCUCUUGUGCCUGGAGCUGAUGUCAACGCUGAUGUGGUCUAUAUAUACGAGAAUGUACUGUUUAACUACCCAGAAUCAGAAAUAUUUGAAGUAGCAACUCAGGCAAUUCUAGACAGCAAACAUUUUGUGAAGGAGUGGCCUUUUAGGGAUGAGAAUGACCAGCUGUUGAAUUUCACGUGCCAAGUGAUGCCAAAUUGGAAUGAUCUAGGAGCUAAAUUCUAUAGGAAAGUGCCUCCUGGUGAGAUUCUCGUGCUUCCAUUGCAUGCUUCAGUGCUGGAACUAAAACAAGAAGCAGAAAGUGCAUUGCGGGACAUUUACUGCGUGCUUGAGAGAUUUGUUGUGACAGAGAUAGAGCAUAUGGAAGACCUACAUGAUAAGGACUUGUUGUGUGAAUUUUUCGAAUCCGGUGCAGAGAUUUCCGUGAAAGGGUACGGCAUGGAUAUAAAUUCUCCGCUGAGGUAUGAAGGUGGGCCAGAUAACUGGAAGGUAAAAUGUGAAUGUGGGGCUUGUGAUGAUGAUGGGGAGAGAAUGGUGGAAUGUGACAUUUGUGAGGUGUGGCAACACACACGCUGCAAUGGCAUUGAUGAUGCCAAUACAGUACCACAAUUGUUUGUUUGUUCUGGAUGCUGUGAUUCUCUACAGCCAGUAAAAGCUAAAACUCACCAGCAAUUUGAGAGUUCUGAUGAAUUGUUGAUGAUUCCGGCAGCAAUUGGAUACAGAGCAGAAGCUGCAGAAGCUUUUUACCAAGGUACAAAUCCCUCUUUCCCUAGCUCUCUGAGUGUGCAAUAG